This is a messenger RNA of Peronospora matthiolae, 288 nucleotides long. The record is from the annotation of a GenBank genome assembly. NCBI's taxonomy places the organism in Eukaryota, Oomycota, Peronosporomycetes, Peronosporales, Peronosporaceae.
AUGUGGGCGAUUGAUAGCGGUGCAACACAUCACAUCUGCUAUGACAAGUCCAAGUUCGAAUUUCUGGACGAGCGCAAUGAAGGCGAAGUGUUAGUUGCAGAUGGGAACAAGGCUGCGAUCAACGGUGUCGGGACAAUCAUCGAAAAAGUGAUCCUGUCCAACGGUGAAGAGCGCGAAGUCGAGAUCAAGAACGCGCUUUACGUCCCAAGCUUUAACAAAACUUGCUUUCGAUACCACAAAUCAACAAAAGCGGCAAGUUUCAAGUGGUGUUUGAUGGUGACGAGAUGA